UGGAGUUUUGUAUAGACAUAGGAUUGAUUGGUAACUUACUGUACGCGAAUAUGAUUAUAUGACCCCUCCAAUACUUAAUUCCUUCUUCACAGAAAUCAGAAUAUUUUUUUCCCCGAGGUUAGCACUUCUGCCUGUGUCUUGUCUACCCUUCCUUGUGCUUGAGCUUCCAAGAAACUAAAGUAAUGGAGGGAGACGGCAUAGAAGAAGGGCUGGAAUCAGCAACAAGCCCUCUACUUCUCGGAGAUAAGAGCACCGGCAACACAACAACCAGCAACCAGCACUCCAUCACUCCCGUUCUUGUCUUCAGCACCUUUGUUGCUCUCUGUGGUUCCUUCAGCUAUGGAUGUUCUGUGGGUUACUCGUCGCCUGCUGAGUCUGGAAUCAUGAAAGAUUUAGGCCUCUCUGUUGCAGCAUACUCAGUUUUUGGCUCGAUAGUGACAAUAGGAGGGAUGGUAGGUGCAAUUUUAAGUGGGAAGAUGGCAGAUCUCAUCGGUCGAAGAGGAACGAUGUGGACAUGCCAGAUAAUUUGCAUGGCAGGCUGGCUUGCAAUAGCAUUUGCUAAGAAAGCUUGGUGUCUGGACAUUGGAAGAUUCUUAGUCGGAGUUGCAAUUGGGAUUCUUACUUAUGUGGUGCCUGUAUAUAUUUCAGAAAUUACUCCUAAGAAUCUCAGGGGACGAUUUACCUCAGCCAAUCAGUUGUUAGUAUGUUGUGGCUUUGCAGUAACGUAUUUUGUUGGAAGUAUUGCAAGCUGGCGUGCCUUGUCUCUUAUAGCUACUAUUCCAAGCAUAGUGCAAAUUGUAUGUUUAUUUUUCGUCCCAGAGUCUCCAAGAUGGCUGGCAAAACUCGGCCGUGAAAAGGAGUUUGAAGCUUCUUUGCAACGUCUUAGGGGAACAAACUCAGAUAUUUCUGAAGAAGCAGUUGAUAUCAGAGAUGCUAUAGAAAUUUUGAAACAGACCUCAGCUGAAACUAGAACCUUAGAGUUGUUCCAGAGGAGAUAUGCUUAUGCAGUUAUUGUUGGAGUAGGGCUGAUAUUACUACAAACAUUUGGAGGAAAUAGUGCAGUGUCAUAUUAUCUUGGCACCAUAUUUGCUAAAGCUAAUGUUUCAACCUCCUCUGGACCUAUAAUUUUUGCUCUUUUACAGAUUCCAACAUCUGUUGCAACUGUACUCUUAAUGGAUUUAUUUGGAAGACGGACACUUCUUAUGGUUUCAGCUACCACAUCAUGCUUAUGCUUGUUCCUUGUAGGAUUAUCGUUUUGCUUCCAGGAAUCCCACAACCUGAAAGAGCUCACCCCAAUAAUGACUUUGGUUGGCAUAUUGGGUUUUGGCUGCGGUUUUGCCAUAGGCAUGUCAGGAAUACCUUGGGUUAUAAUGGCAGAGAUAUAUCCUGUAAAUGUUAAGGCAUCAGCAGGAAGCCUAGUGGUUUUAACCAGCUGGGCUAGUUCUUGGGUUGUGACAUACACAUUUAAUUUUAUGCUGGAGUGGAGUUCAGCUGGGACAUUCUUCAUCUUCAGUGGAAUGUGUGCUUUAACUAUUUUAUUCGUAUGGAAGUUGGUGCCAGAGACGAAGGGAAGAACAUUAGAAGAAAUACAAUCAAGAUUAAUCACUCAGAUCCCUGGACAAAACUCGGUGAUAGCGAAAACAUAAAGAUGGUGUUUAGCUUAACGACACUGUUUCACUGAUUAUAUUCAAUUUUUCUUUGAUUUUCUUAAUGAACAUGAAUUUAUGCAACAAUUCUCUUUUAAGAUUAUUGUAUGUUUUUAAUUUAUCAAUAUAAAAUAAAUGGUGAAUUACAGACAAUAAA
This is a messenger RNA of Populus trichocarpa (black cottonwood), 1803 nucleotides long. RefSeq names its product sugar transporter ESL1. NCBI's taxonomy places the organism in Eukaryota, Viridiplantae, Streptophyta, Magnoliopsida, Malpighiales, Salicaceae. Gene Ontology annotation, molecular function: sugar transmembrane transporter activity. Gene Ontology annotation, biological process: transmembrane transport; carbohydrate transport. The coding region runs from base 183 to 1646 and encodes 487 amino acids. Gene Ontology annotation, cellular component: membrane. The record is from RefSeq and is a predicted model, not a curated record. The transcript has 18 exons.